AUGGGCAACAGAUUAGAUUCUUUAAUUUUUAGGCCUCCCAUACCCCCUUCAUAUAGCCGUGAUGAUCCACAUCUCCACCUAAUACCUACACCUGAUGGAAAUACCAUCGCAUCCUACUUCAUUAAACACAAGUUUGCGAAGUUUACGAUAAUUUUUAGUCACGCCAAUGCUGAGGAUAUAGGUAACGUUUUCGGAAACCUUAUCAAAAGACUCACGAAAUGGAACUGUAACCUUUUCAUCUACGAUUAUCCCGGUUAUGGUUUAAGUAGUGGAGUUUGUAGUGAGGAGAACAUGUAUAACUGCGCAGAUUUGUCUUACAACUACCUUAUCAAUACCCUAAAGGUGAAUAGUGGGAACAUAAUAGCGUAUGGUCGCAGUUUGGGUUGCACUUGUGCUAUAUAUUUGGGUGUAAAAUACAAGUUACUAGGUGUUAUUUUGCAAAGUCCAUUUUUAAGUAUUUAUCGCAUUAAAGUUCCUUGUUUCUUACCUUUCGAUCGCUUUAACAAUUAUGAUAAGGUAAAGGAUCUUAACUGUCCGGCACUUGUAAUUCACGGCGACAGUGAUGACAUCAUACCUGUUCAACACUCAAUUCAGCUCAUUAAACGGAUUCCCGACGUUUAUUAUUACUUUGUUAAGACGGGCAAUCAUAACAACUUAGACUACUGUUUCACCAGUACCAUGGACUCCUGCAUUAAUGAGUUCAUGGACUGUCUUUUAAACAAGUACUUGGCAAACACCCAAGAUGAAAACGCGACUGGAAACCCACCAGAAGACAACUACUACAGCCAGCAACUACUAAAACAGAUGGAAAAUAACAAAACGGAACAAAUCCUAACACAUAAAGUUAAUGCAAAGGUUUACACUCUAGGAUUUACUGAAGUUAAUGGAAUUGAGUACCCUGAAAAUGAACCUGCUAAACUAAAAUUCAACACUUGCUUCAAAUUGUAA
Messenger RNA from Theileria parva strain Muguga, 948 nucleotides. It is a transcript of the gene ABHD17B, whose product is annotated as Alpha/beta hydrolase family protein. The transcript has 4 exons. The coding region runs from base 1 to 948 and encodes 315 amino acids. The record is from RefSeq and is a predicted model, not a curated record. NCBI's taxonomy places the organism in Eukaryota, Apicomplexa, Aconoidasida, Piroplasmida, Theileriidae.